This is a messenger RNA of Penicillium angulare, 972 nucleotides long. RefSeq names its product exosome non-catalytic core subunit RRP45. The record is from RefSeq and is a predicted model, not a curated record. Gene Ontology annotation, biological process: nuclear polyadenylation-dependent mRNA catabolic process; U4 snRNA 3'-end processing; U1 snRNA 3'-end processing. Bases 1 to 972 code for a protein of 323 amino acids. The transcript has 3 exons. NCBI's taxonomy places the organism in Eukaryota, Fungi, Ascomycota, Eurotiomycetes, Eurotiales, Aspergillaceae. Gene Ontology annotation, cellular component: nuclear exosome (RNase complex); cytoplasmic exosome (RNase complex).
AUGCUGCCUUUCCGGGCAAAAUGGGUAGAAGUCAAGCCGCCGAAUCCACAUACUACGAAAUCUCCUCCUGCUCCAGACAGGCCCAAUAUUAGAAUGGCUAGAGAAGCACCCCCUGCGCUUGUUGAGCAGGAAUUUAUCCUCAAUGCCCUCAAAGAAGACACACGUCUAGAUGGCCGUGGAGCGGACCAAUUUCGACCUCUCAACAUCACUUUCGGCGAGGAAUAUGGGCAUGUGAAGCUCCAACUGGGCAAAACUAGCCUUGUCGUUCGUAUAUCCGCUGAAGUGACAAAGCCGCGCGAUGAUCGUCCCUUCGAUGGCCUCUUCAAUAUUGCAAUGGAACUGAGUGCGAUGGGCUCUCCGGCAUGGGAGAAUGGCCGCUCAACCGAUUACGAAACCCACGUCACACACGUUCUCGAUCGAGUCGUUCGUCAUUCUAAUGCCCUCGACACUGAAUCACUCUGCAUCUUAAAAGGUGUCAGCUGCUGGAGCAUUCGCGCUGAUGUACACGUGCUCGACUACGAUGGUAACCUCACCGAUGCCGCAUGUAUCGCGGUCAUGACUGGGCUGCAACAUUUCCGCCGGCCCGAUGCAGUGGUGCGCGAUGGUCAGGUUGUCGUCUAUGGAGUGGAGGAACGAGUUCCAGUCGCCCUCAACAUUACUCACAAGCCUCUUUCCGUUUCAUUUUGCACAUUCAACGAAGGAAAUAAUAUCGUUGUCGACGCUACACGCAAGGAAGAGCAAGCAGCGGAAGGAGAAAUGGUAAUUGGUAUCAACAGUGGCGGUGAGGUCUGCUUUGUCUCUAAAUUCUCGGGCGCAUCUCUGAAUCCUAUGUCCGUUGUUGAAAAGACUGAUAUCGCGCUGCAAAAAGUAAAGGAGCUUAAUACGCAGUUGGACAAGGUGCUGCAGGCUGACCUUGCAAAGCGGGCAAAGCUGGGCAUGGCCGAUGAAUCGCGGGCAGCGAAUGACCGCUAA